CACGUCGCAUCCUUCUCACAAUUCCCACUGGUGACGAUGAGUGACUCAUCAGAUGACGACCAGCCUCUCGACCUCCGCGACUAUGAUGAAGACGACUCCGAAGACGAUCGACCCGCUAAACGAAGAAAAACCACAAAGAUUCUUCGUAAUCGUGCCCCCGCCUUUGUCAAAUCCUCCGCUCAAGAAGAGGAGGAUCAGGAAGAUGAGGACGAGGACGACAUAGACGAUGAGAGACCCUCUAUGGGUCUGGGAUCCGGUCUGGGUCGUCAGGCUGGACUUGGCAUGUCUGGCUUUCGAAACUCCUUUAACAUUGGGGAGUAUGACCAAGAUGCUGAAGCCGAUGCCACCAACGAAUCCUACGACAUGUCUGCUCAAUCCCAACCAGAAAAGCCUAGUGGUCAGGGCCCAUCUGCUUUUGGUGCUGGGGGCAAGAUCCAGAAGAACUCGUUCGCUGCUCGCAUGAUGGCCAAGAUGGGAUACAGUGAGGGCCAGGGUCUGGGAAAGACUGGUCAAGGAAUCACUGCCCCUAUCCAGGCAAAAGUACUCUCGAGCAGAGCUGGUCUAGGUCAAGGAGGCUCUGCCGAAGAGCCGAGAAAGAAAAGCGAUCGAAAAGAAGGAAAGCCAGCCUCCAGAACGUCGACCCCCGGUGCAAGUACUCCACGCAUCAAAGCCCCUCCGAAAGCAAAGUAUGCUGUCACAGCCAUCGAGUCUCGUGGUCUUCAUAUACCCGAGACCAUGAGGCAGAUCAUCGUUGAUGCAACUGGCGCAGAAACCAAGACUCUGACUUCCUUGUCUGGCUUUUCCACUCCCACGCGCGAGGCGUCUCCUGGUCCCAACCUGGAAGCUGCCAAAGCCACCGCGCGAAUCAAACUCCAGCUGCAAGCAUUUGCCGAUGCCUGGGACUCGACAAAAGAGCUCGAGGCUCGGCUCGAGACAGAAGAUACACAACUUGGAGCGGCCUUGACACUACAUGACCAAGAAAUUCAACGUUACAACGAGAUUGCCUCGGCCUUCGAACGAGUGACAGUCGAUGAUUCGUUGGAAUCCCGCGAUUGGAGCUCUUGCAUAACCCGACUACAGGCGAUUCAGUCAAAAUAUGCCUCUUACAUCCAGGACCUUUCCCUACCUGAACUCACAGCCUCGUGUCUCGAAACUCCAUUUCGUCGUGAAAUGGCGGAAUGGGAUCCUUUGGGGGAUCCAACCCACCUCAUCGCAUCGCUUAGAUCGAUAUCUCCACUUUUAGAAGUCGACAAGUCCAUCAACGUCAAACACCGCAAGCGAACAACUUAUUUCGAGUCCCUGCUUCUCCUACAUUGGUAUCCACUUGUUCGUGCCACACUCACCAAAAGCUGGAACAUCUACGAUCCCGACCCAGCCGUCAGUUUCAUCACAGCAUGGACAUCAGCCUCCCCAAGUUCAGAAUCAUCACCCGAACUCCCACCCUCACCAAUCGCACCAUCAUGGCUUCUGUACAAACUUCUUCACGAGGCCAUCCUCCCACGACUCAUCGAGGGCGUCAAAAGAUUUCCCCGAGCCGUUGAAUCCACCUCACUCACCACCUCAAACUCAUCACGGUCUAAAUCGACAAAAGCGCCCCCUCUACACGAAUGGCUUUUUGACUGGUGGACCCUCCUCUCUUCAUCCGAACUCGACCUCGAGCGAUUCCCCGAACUCCAAUCCCUAGUCAAAUCCAAAGUCGACAGCGACAGCUGGCCAAUGUGGAAACCGCUCCUGGGCUCCAAGAGCAGUCAAGGCGACAAGAGAUCCAAGCUUGCUUCACAGACAUAUUCUUCAUCGACAUUCAAAUCAGACUCGGCUGCUGCGAAACAGACUUCGACAAUUGAAGACGAAAUUUCAUUCAAGACCAUCGUGGAAGAUUGGUGCAGCGAGAAUAAUCUAUUGUUACACUCGAGCCAUAAAUCCGAUACUUUUGGCCGGAUGUUGUACCGAUUACAGGAUGCUGAGGCGAGGAAUCGUGGAGUAUUGGUAUAUCUCGAGGAUGACGUUGUGUUUGGCGUCCAAGGAGAUCCAUAUGCAUUGGAUGAUCGAUUAGUUCGAUUAGCCAGAGGGGCUGGCGGAUAAGUAAGGCGAACCAUG
Molecule: messenger RNA, 2097 nt
Organism: Exophiala mesophila
Lineage: Eukaryota; Fungi; Ascomycota; Eurotiomycetes; Chaetothyriales; Herpotrichiellaceae
Exons: 1
Coding region: 37-2082 (681 amino acids)
Biological process (GO): spliceosomal complex disassembly
Cellular component (GO): U2-type post-mRNA release spliceosomal complex
Molecular function (GO): nucleic acid binding
Source: RefSeq, a predicted model, not a curated record